This is a messenger RNA of Pedinophyceae sp. YPF-701, 1593 nucleotides long. NCBI's taxonomy places the organism in Eukaryota, Viridiplantae, Chlorophyta, Pedinophyceae. The record is from the annotation of a GenBank genome assembly.
AUGGCCGCUGCCGGCGCGCACGGCCGCGCGUGGAAGGCCAUUGAGGUGAAGGGCCCGUAUGCAGGCACGCCGUGGGUGAUGAAAGAGGUGCUGCUGCCCGCGAGCCGCGAGGCGCGGCAGGUGAUCUACCGCGAGGUCAAGAUCCAGUACCGCCUGCGCCACCCCUUCGUAGUCUGGUGCAGGGACUUCUCGGUGUCGCCGGACCGUGACCUGGGAACGAAAAAGAUGUGGUUGGUGCUCAACUAUUGCAAAGGCGGCUCCCUGCGGCGCCUCACGGAGCGCCUCGCGCGCUCCGGACAGUUCCUCUCCGAGAACACGGUCCUGCGCAUCCUCACGCAGCUCCUGCUCGGCGUCGAGUACCUCCACAGCAACAAGGUCCUCCACCGCGACAUCAAGACCGACAACAUCUUCAUCGAGCAGGACCCGCGCGAGGGGCAGAUUCGCCGCGUCAUGCUCGGCGACUUCGGCAUCGCGCGCAAGCUGGACUCCACGGUGCAGCUCGCGAGCUCCGUCGUGGGCACGCCGCUGUACAUGGCGCCGGAGGUCCUGCGCGGGCAGUCGUACGACAGCUCCGCGGACAUCUGGUCCGUGGGAUGCGUGGCGGUGGAGAUGUGCGUGAACGCGCACGCCUUCGCGGGCCGCUCGUGGCAGCACAUGCACGACCGCAUCGUGCGCGCGGACUACACGCCCGUCGGGGAGCAGUACUCGAAGUCGCUGCGCAAGCUCAUUGCGGUGAUGCUGCAGGUCCCGCCGCAGCGCCGCCCGUCCGCGCGCGACCUCCUGAGCUCCCCGCUCCUCCUGCGCCACGUCGCGGAGGCGCUCGUGAGCUCCUCGCUGCCCGUGGACGUGCCCGCGCCGCUCGACCCCGACGGCACCAUCCGGCGCUUCGAGGAUGAGGUCUCGGGCCACGUGGGCAAGCAGGUGUCGCGCCUCGGCAAGGAGGUCGUCACCAUGAUCCGCGAGUCGUACCCCGCCGCGUCGGACCGGAUCCUCGCGGGCGUCAAGUCGGACAAGCCCGCGCCCGCAGAGAAGCUGCCGCGGCUCGUGCCGCACGCGCCGGGGGGCAUGAGUCCCCGCGGCGCGUCGCCGACGCCCUUGCGGCCGCUCUCCCCGGCCCCCGUGCGCAAGGACCGCAAGAUCGUCGCCGCCGACGCCCCCGCGCGCUCGCCCUCCAUCUCGCCGGUGCGCUACCGGGACAUGAAGUCGCCCACGCCGUCGCAGCUCGCGUCGCCCGCGGCCUCGCCGCGCGCGUCCGACGUCGGCGUCGAGCUCGCGCCGCUCGUCGCGCCCGCGAAGGUCAUCGCGCCCGUCGUCGCCCCGAGCCCGAGCCCCGUCCGGACGCCCCGGCAGAUGCGCGAGCGCGCGGUGGACGUCGAGAGGGCGCAGCGGUCGCCGUCGGCGCCGCUGCUGCGCGUGCGGGCCGGCGGCGACGCGGCGAUGGCUGCGCGGGCCGACGCGCGGCGCAUGCGCGAGAAGGAGGCCGCGGACCGCCUCGCGCGCGCCGCGCGGCACCGCCUGGCGGUCUCGCCCAGCCCGGAGCGUCGCGUUGACGGGCGCGACGCCACGCCGCCGGGGCGCGCGAACUGGAGGUGA